AUGGCUAGUCAGAGCAGCGAUGAGCUGUGUACAGCCAUGCUGGGCCCAUCGGCUGACGCAGAGGCAGCAACGUGGGUCCCCUCUCGUGCGUCCCCGCAUCCCAACGUGGAUUCACGGGAGAGUUCGGAGAAGCAGGGCGACCAAGCCGAGAGCCCAGAUCCCGUCUCCCAAGACAACCCGCCACCACAGGGCGCAGACUACGGUGUGGCCAACCAGAGUAUUCUUCAGCUCUCCCUCCCAAGAAAGCUCUGGACGAUGGCGGAGGAGCCCGCCUUCACCUCUGUGCGCUGGAAUGACAAGGGAGAUAUGGUGAUCGUCGAGGAAGACCUCUUCCAGAGGGAGGUUCUUCACCGCAGAGGCGCAGACAGGAUUUUCAACACAGACAGCUUGACGACUUUCAUCCGCCAAAUGAACCGGCACGGAUUCAGCAAAAUACGCCUGACCAGCCACUCUCCAGGGAAGAAGAGGCUGAUGAUCUUCUGCAACUCCAACUUUCAGAGAGACAAGCCUCUGCUCAUCGAGAACAUUCAGAGAAAAUGCAACCUGGGAGCAACUGAUCAGCCCGGGACCAGCGCAACAGCCCCGAAGGGAAAGAAGCCGGUGGCUGCCACUAGACGCUCCCCACAAAUCCCUUACAACGAUUCCACCACCCAGAAGAAAGCCCCAGCACGUGCUCUACGAGCGGGAUGGGCCAGGGGACACCACGCCCCCAGUGAGCAGGGCGGCCUGAGCGGGCAGGGCACUCCCUGGAAUGUCACUUCUGUGCCCCCGCUUGGCGCCAGGGAACUGCCCGCCAGCCCCACGGUUUACCCGGCUUAUGGCUCGGAGAUGUCUCUGUACAACAGCUGUCUCUCCCUCCUGCCGGGGGCCCUUUUAGCUACGUCCCCAAACAAGGUCCCUGAGGUGGACGAGGAGUAGGGGGGCUCCUCAGACUGCAGGCGUGCUCUCCGCCAACAGUGCAAGGACCACUGUGAUCCCUGA
Messenger RNA from Globicephala melas (long-finned pilot whale), 981 nucleotides. Its product is annotated as heat shock transcription factor, X-linked member 3. The record is from RefSeq and is a predicted model, not a curated record. Gene Ontology annotation, biological process: regulation of DNA-templated transcription. Lineage: Eukaryota; Metazoa; Chordata; Mammalia; Artiodactyla; Delphinidae. Gene Ontology annotation, molecular function: DNA-binding transcription factor activity; sequence-specific DNA binding.